Rotaria socialis is the source of this 541-nucleotide messenger RNA. The record is from the annotation of a GenBank genome assembly. Lineage: Eukaryota; Metazoa; Rotifera; Eurotatoria; Philodinida; Philodinidae.
CUGUUGCACAUAGAUAGCUUUUUUUGCUCUAUCUAAUGGCUUAAUCAAAAUUUUCAUAUCAUGUUUGUAAGAACCGAAUAUUGCUAAUUUACGAUACUGGUUUUGCAAAAACUUGGAUUUUUCAGAGGUCUCUGGAGGACUUAGCGCAUGAGUUCUGAGAGAAAAAAGUAUACAGAUAUAUACAACUCGACGAGGGCUACAAAACUGUCAUGCUUAAAACCUGCCUGAAGAAAGUCGUGUAUAAAGUGGGAGGACCUGCGUGAAAGCACCCGAUUCAAGUCAAACAGCGUCUUUUGAUUCUGAGUCAGAAUCAGACGAUGAACAAAGCAGUUAUGACGCUGAUUAUGGCUCAACGUUACCAGGUUCUGACAACGAUGAAGAUAUAAGUGACUCAGAAUGUUUAUCAAAUGUUAAUAACAGUACAUUUCGAGGUAUGCGUAUUUAUGAUAGUAUUAAACCGUCUGUUGCUCAAUCAUAUUUUAAAGUUACGGUUAAUGGUCAGAACAAAUAUCUUCACAAGCAAACAGCUUGUUGGUUAUGA